AUGGAUUUGGUCUCCUCCAUCCUCUCCACCCUCUCUCUCCCUCGUAUCUCUAUCCUCGCCCCUGACCCGUCUCUCUCUUCUCCCUCAUCCCCCUGUCCUCCCUCUCAGCAUUCUGAUGCUCUCUGUGGCAGCUGCCCAUCCUAUGGUUCUGCCCCACAGACUAACAGCCUCUGGCCCACCCUGUCUCCGUCUGGAACUGGUUUCCCUGCGUGGCCGGGACAGCCCGCCCAGGCCGCACCUUGCUGGACCGGCCAGCCAAACUCACCCUGUUGGACUGCGACACAACCAGCUCAGGUCGCCGUCCCUGCUCCUUUUUUGGUUCCCGCCCCGGUGCAAACUGUAUCACCAGCUCCAGUACCAACCACCAUAGUGCCAGCUCCAGUUCUAGCUCCAGCUCAAGCCUCAGGCCAGCCCUGCAAUCCUUGUUGGCCAGGCACCGGGUAUCAGCCUUUCCAGCCGCCAGCUCCAAUUCAAGCACAGCUGCCUGCUCCUGCCCCGGCACUGGCCCCGGCUCCGGCCCCGGCUCCAACUCUAAUCCCAGUUACAGCACCUGCUCCCGCCCCUGCUGCUGCUCCAAGCCCCCAUCAACGUUUACCUGGUUGGCCUGCCCACCCCGGCUGGCCUUAUAACCCAGGACAGUCAGGGUGGCCUGGACAGAAUCCAUCUAUGACGCCUCUCCACUGGCUUCCACCUACAUCUGGAUCACUAAGUGUUCCAUACAACUGGAACCUGACCCGCGGGGUGUAUGACAAGAUGAUGCUGACCAUCCUGGGCAACGUGAAACCUAAUGCUAAAAUGUUCACAGUGAACCUCCUGAGGGGCAAUGACAUCGCCUUUCACAUCAACCCUCGCUUCAACGAAGGGGGCAAACAGGUGUUUGUCCGUAACCACAAACUGGGCGAGCACUGGGGAUCUGAAGAGAGGGACCUGAAGGCGCCCUUCCCUUUUGCUCCCGGGAGCCCGUUUGAGAUGAAGAUCCUGUGCACUCAGGAGGCGUUCAGGGUGGCGGUGAACAACAUCCCGUUGUUUGAGUUUCGACACCGCAUCAGGGAGCUGAACCGGGUCGACAGAAUCAACAUCCUGCAUGACGUCGUCCUCACCUACGUCAACAUCGAGACACUUCCAUAGAAAACUCGCUGUAACUAAUGUGCAUGUAUACGUAUACUAGCAACAACAAAUAUAGAUGCAUGAGUGCGUUGUAAAUGCAGCAAAAACACAUAUAUAGGACACACCCACACACGGGCAAUUAAUACAUUAAUUGUAAGGUAUUGUGAAAUGUGAAAUCACUAAAGCCUUCUCUUUUUAUAUCAUAGUGCUUAGAGAUUGAAUAAUUGUGUGUUUUUAAGAAUAUUAAUAAUCACAAGAGCUGAGCUCAUUCUAUAAAGUGCCACAAUUAAUUACACCGCUAACCAUUUAGUUCACAUAUAACUUUUCAUUAUAAAGAUGCUCCUGCUAUUUAUUGUGCACAAUUGUAUUAUUAAAUUGUCACUAAUAAGAGAAAAUAAAACAUGUCUCAAUUUUGUCUAAAGACCACAGGAUAUAUUAUGGUUCAGUUUUCUGUUAUUCUGUUUACUGUAAUUAUUCUUGGAUUAGAUUAUGGUGGAGAAAUAAACAAUCAAAUCC
Messenger RNA from Platichthys flesus (European flounder), 1623 nucleotides. RefSeq names its product galectin-3. The record is from RefSeq and is a predicted model, not a curated record. Bases 1 to 1128 code for a protein of 375 amino acids. The transcript has 5 exons. Gene Ontology annotation, biological process: positive regulation of calcium ion import; negative regulation of extrinsic apoptotic signaling pathway; neutrophil chemotaxis. Gene Ontology annotation, cellular component: immunological synapse; nucleus. Gene Ontology annotation, molecular function: laminin binding; carbohydrate binding; IgE binding. Lineage: Eukaryota; Metazoa; Chordata; Actinopteri; Pleuronectiformes; Pleuronectidae.